UUCUAUUUUCAAAGUGAAUUGAGAAUGAUUUAUUAUACCUGUUUAGUACAUUAGAGAUUUCUAAUGGGAGCUGUUAAGAGAUAUUAACAUCAGAUAGUUGAAAAAGUUGRAGAGAGUCGAAAAGUUGAAAGCUUAAUCAUCACUGGAUAGACGUCUUAAGUUCAAUACAACUUUAUUAAAACUUUGUAAUUAGCAAAUGAUGUGUAAAAUUCAUACAAUAAACUCCAAUAUGCUUAAUACAGAGAUAAGUCAUACAUGUUUUAUAAUUCACUACAGCCCAUUUUAUAAUUUCCAUAUUCCAAAAUUUCAUUUUACAAGGGCCUAGUAUUUGACUUUCCCAACAAAGGGGGUUGACUUUUAAUACUCUGAAACAUACAAGUUUUAAAAAAGUUUUUGAGAUUUACUUCUAGGGAGUAAAGCAGAGAAGAUAUUUUUCUGGAUGACAUCCCCAAAUAGGCACAUUAAUUUAGUUCAUAAAAAAACAAAGCGUUCGGGAUUUAAGAUAGAGGAAAAGGUGGGGGAAGGGAAUAUUUUCCAAUUGAUGGAGGUAGGGAAAAACAAACGUGUUCAGCGCCCAUACAAGAAUCUGCGUUUAAAUGUUGCAAAUACACUUAUCCCACGUGCCACGGCAUACCGGCAGGGCGACAACGUCUCUUCUCAAGUGCGAUUUUUGUGACAUCCAUAAAAAUCUCUUCCACAGUCCCGGGAGAGGCCUGUUUGUUCCUUCAUUGUCCGUGUCGAAGUUUGGACAAAGUUUGAGAGACGCCAGGCACCUGCGGCUCUGACCKUCACCAGGAGCCAGCAGCACCGGGAGCUCUUUCCAAUCUUCGUCUCCAGGUUCCAGCCCUUCAGGACCCGCGGCCUCAGCGCCCCACUUCCGCCCCCCUGAGAAACUGCUAUUUCUGGGAGGGGGACCUGCUGCUCCCCGCUACUACGCCAAGGUGUGCGCCCGCAGAAGGGAGGCAGACUGCUACGCCGUAGUAGCUAGCCCACGUCGUCUCUCCAAGUAGUAGCGGCUGGACUCGGGUUCCCGAACAGUGAGCAGAGAAGCCGGAGGUCGAGAACCCCACCCGGGACCGCAGACCCUGAGCGACCCGCGCGGCCCGCGCCGGGCCUGAAGAGGGCGGGGUUUCAGGCCGGCCAGCAAGGCCCGCAGCAAGCCGAGAGGUUACUCUCAGGCUCCAGGCCGCAGCCGCAGCCGCGCGUUUCCGGCGCGCUCCCCCGCGUCUUGCGUCCCGUGGUCUCGUCCGCCCCCGCUGCCAUGUUGGAUUGUGCGGCCGCCGCCGCUGCCGCCGCCGCGGGAGCGUUGGAGGAGGAGUUGGGAUUUUAGCGCAGUCGCCGGAGUGCGAGGACAACGGCCAUCCGGCCCUAGCCUAGCCGGGCGGGAGCUGGGAGCUUCCCUUUCUGAGUACGGCCCGAAGGCGGCCUGCCGUCAGCUUCCCCUUCUCUUGUCCUCCUCCCUGCUCCGCGGGAGCUUCGGGAUGCUGCUCAUCUGAAUCCCUCUGCCCGCCCCUGUCACCGAGAGGGGAAACGAGCUCGCCCAAGAGACGGCCCUGGACUCCCAGCCCCGCCGGCGAAACCAUGAGCUCCGGCCAGCAGCCGCCGCCCCCGCGGAAGGUCACCAACGUGGGGUCUUUGCUGCUCACCCCGCAGGAGAAUGAGUCCCUCUUCACUUUCCUCGGCAAGAAAUGUGUGACUAUGUCUUCAGCAGUGGUACAAUUAUAUGCAGCAGAUCGGAACUGUAUGUGGUCAAAGAAGUGCAGUGGUGUUGCUUGUCUUGUUAAGGACAAUCCACAAAGAUCUUAUUUUUUAAGAAUAUUUGACAUUAAGGAUGGGAAAUUAUUGUGGGAACAAGAACUAUACAAUAACUUUGUAUAUAAUAGUCCUAGAGGAUAUUUUCAUACCUUUGCUGGAGAUACUUGUCAAGUUGCUCUUAAUUUUGCCAAUGAAGAAGAAGCAAAAAAAUUCCGAAAAGCAGUUACAGACUUGUUGGGCCGACGACAAAGAAAAUCUGAGAAAAGACGAGACCCCCCAAAUGGUCCCAAUCUACCUAUGGCUACAGUUGAUAUAAAAAAUCCAGAAAUCACAACAAAUAGAUUUUAUAGUACCCAAGUCAACAACAUCUCCCAUACCAAAGAAAAGAAGAAAGGAAAAGCUAAAAAGAAGAGGUUAACCAAGGCAGAUAUUGGAACACCAAGCAACUUCCAGCAUAUUGGACAUGUUGGCUGGGAUCCAAAUACAGGCUUUGAUCUGAAUAAUUUGGAUCCAGAAUUGAAGAAUCUUUUUGAUUUAUGUGGAAUCUCAGAGGCACAACUUAAAGACCGAGAAACAUCAAAAGUUAUAUAUGACUUUAUUGAAAAAACAGGAGGUGUUGAAGCAGUUAAAAAUGAACUACGAAGACAAGGUCCACCACAAUGGAGUGCACCACCACCUCCACCACCAUCACGGGGAGGACCACCACCACCUCCUCCCCCUCCACAUAGCUCAGGCCCUCCUCCUCCUCCUGCCAGGGGAAGAGGUGCUCCUCCCCCACCACCUUCAAGAGCUCCCACAGCUGCACCUCCACCACCACCUCCUUCCAGGCCAGGUGUGGUCGUCCCUCCACCACCACCAAAUAGGGUGUAUCCUCCUCCACCUCCAGCCCUUCCCUCUUCAGCGCCUUCUGGGCCUCCACCACCACCUCCACCUCUAUCAGUGGUAGGAUCAGUGACAGCACCCCCACCACCUCCACCUCCGCCUCCACCAGGGCCACCGCCUCCCCCUGGCCUCCCUUCUGAUGGGGACCAUCAAGUUCCAACUCCUGCAGGAAACAAAGCAGCCCUUUUAGAUCAAAUCAGAGAGGGUGCUCAGCUAAAAAAAGUGGAACAGAACAGUCGACCAGUGUCCUGCUCUGGAAGGGAUGCGCUUUUAGACCAGAUACGACAGGGUAUUCAACUGAAAUCUGUGUCUGAUGGCCAAGAGUCUGCACCACCAACACCUGCACCCACUUCAGGAAUUGUGGGUGCAUUGAUGGAAGUAAUGCAGAAAAGGAGCAAAGCCAUUCAUUCUUCAGAUGAAGAUGAAGAUGAAGAUGAUGAAGAAGAUUUUGAGGAUGAUGAUGAAUGGGAAGACUGAUCUAUAUAUUAUAUAUAUAUAUAUUUUUAAGGUGAAAUACUAAACACUACUUUCUGUCUAUGGAUUCUGUAAAAUUAUCAUGUAAAUGUUCUACCAAUUUGCUGUAUAUUUUUGUUGCCUUUUUUGCUUUUUUUUUUAAUUAAUCUGUGCAAUACCUCAUUUAAUCUGUAAAGGUUUGUCAUAAUCCUCUACAAAGCUACUCCCUGUUACUGUGUACAAGUUUACACCAGGAUGCUCACUUGAUUUGUGAAUAUAUUUCAUUCCAUCAACAAGGGAGUUUAAAUACUGUAUGUGAGACUGACAAAAACCUUAAUGUAAUUUAGUUAUAAUGCCAGAAGGAAAACACUAUUUUCAUACCCUACUUUUUCUGUACCUAAAUUUUCUUAUUAAAAUCUAUUAUAGCACUACAUUCUUUUUUAAGUGAUGUAAACCUUAGUUUCUUUAGCCCCUUCAUUUUGAAUACAAUGCUACAUAUGAAUGUUGAAGUUGAUACCUUGCACAGUUCUCUAGACAUCACUACACUGAUGCCAUUUUUCAAAUUUUAGCAAUAUGCUCUGUAUGACAUCUCUACAAAGAUCCCAGUAGGGGAAAUCAGUUAUGUCUCUUACAGCAGCAUUGCUGUUACUGACACAGUAGUGGUGUUUGCAGGCUGGAACCACAGGGAAUCCUUCCUUCCAUACCUGUACUUGAUUGCGGUUACGUUUAUGCUGUAACAAAUGUGACAGGCUUUUUGGCAAAACUCUUAAAAAAUAUUUUUGAUAUUAUUCUGAAAAAUUAUUUAAGUUGGAGUUUAGAGGCUUUGGGGUAGUUUUAUUCUUCAUGAACCAUAAUGGUCAUUCUGUUUUUCAGUUUGUAUAGAUUGAGGUCUUCAAAAAUACCAACCAUAAAUAUCAAAUUAAUUAGCAAAGGUAUGUACUGUAAUGCUGAACCUAACAUACUGUAUAUUUUUCUUUUGAUAAUUUCCCAAGGUUUUUGUCAAAUGUCAAGUGAAGGGUUACAUUUUUCUUAAAAGAUUGAUGGUCCAAAUGUCAAUUUUCUUGAAACACAUAACUGAUUCUGAUUUAAUAGUUUUUUUAAAAAAAAUAAAACCUUACAACCUGCACAUUUGUUUAUGCAUACUAAAUGGUGUGUUAAAAUUAGGGUGUCCUUCCCUCUUUACAAUACACUAAUUCACCUAAAGAUGGUCAUUCAUAUUUAUAGUGCUAAUUAUCAUAUCUACCUACUUUGAAUUUUAGGUAGAAAAUUAUCUGAUUUAAAUACAGACAUAUUUUUCUCACAUUGAGUCAUAUGCAGAAUGUAGUUCCAAAUGUAUUUCAUUACUAUAGUCAUGAUACCCAACUAAAAAUCAUUCUAUCUAGAAUUGUUUCGACCAAAAUCUAGUAUUGGCAUGAUCUUGACAGGCUGGACCUGCAAGAUGUGGCUUGAAUUUUAACCAGUUUAUCACAUAAUCUCUAAUGAUCAUGCAUCUAGUUAUCAUAAAAAUAAUUUAAGAGGUUUAGUUGAUGAAAGCAGUAAGUGGUGCAGUAAAAUAGUUAAGUUAUUCAAAGAAUGUUACCUUCCUUGCAAGAGUAAUUUAAGUACAUGGGAAAGAUUCUAGAUUUUUGUUUCUUGUAAAAACAGCGCCCUUUGCUGCUAGAAACCUUUUCUGCUUACUAUUAUUUUUAUUGUGGCUUUAGCUCAGUGAACCUGGCGUGGAUAAGGUUGGACAGCUACUAACCAAUAAAAUCAAAAUUUUGUGCAGAUAUUAACUAGGACAUUAUAAUUAUUUUAAAUAAAUAACAUUAAGUCUGGUG
This is a messenger RNA of Urocitellus parryii (Arctic ground squirrel), 4907 nucleotides long. It is a transcript of the gene Wasl, whose product is annotated as WASP like actin nucleation promoting factor. Gene Ontology annotation, biological process: actin filament organization. Gene Ontology annotation, molecular function: actin binding. The record is from RefSeq and is a predicted model, not a curated record. NCBI's taxonomy places the organism in Eukaryota, Metazoa, Chordata, Mammalia, Rodentia, Sciuridae.